Penicillium malachiteum is the source of this 1311-nucleotide messenger RNA. Its product is annotated as aromatic ring-hydroxylating oxygenase subunit alpha. Lineage: Eukaryota; Fungi; Ascomycota; Eurotiomycetes; Eurotiales; Aspergillaceae. The record is from RefSeq and is a predicted model, not a curated record. Gene Ontology annotation, molecular function: iron ion binding; 2 iron, 2 sulfur cluster binding. The transcript is spliced from 2 exons. Bases 1 to 1311 code for a protein of 436 amino acids.
AUGCCAUCCAUGUUAAAGAGCUAUCUUGGGUUCACCGACCCUGCCGGUGUCAAAGGUCCUAACGCAAACUCUCCAUCAAGAGCUCUUCCUGCCAAUUGGUACACCUCUCAAGAGAUGUACGAGCUGGAACGGCGAGCGAUCUUCUCCAGGAAAUGGCUGUUGACCACACACACAUUACGACUUGCUAAAACCGGUGAUUAUUUGAAGUAUAACAUUGCCGGCUUCCCUUUUAUUAUCGUCCGUGAUCGCGAAGGCAACAUCAAUGCAUUCCAUAAUGUUUGCCGUCAUCGAGCCUUCCCAGUCGUCGCCGAUGAUGCCGAUAGUGGUACUGCUCGGAUCUUCUCUUGCAAAUAUCACGGCUGGUCCUAUGGUUUGAAUGGCAAACUCGCCAAGGCACCCGGCUACCAAGAUCUGGAUGGAUUCGACAAAUCGCAGAAUGGACUAUUCACCAUCCAUACCCAUGUUGAUGGUAAUGGGUUCAUUUGGGUCAAUCUGGACAGUGCUGAGAAACCGGAAAUCUCUUGGGAAGAGGACUUUGAUGGUAUUGAUUUGCAGCCACGAUUCAAGGAAUUUGACUUCAAUGACUACCACUUUGACCAUACCUGGGAGAUGGAAGGAGACUAUAACUGGAAGAUCCUAGCCGAUAACUAUAACGAGUGCUAUCAUUGUCAGACUGCUCAUCCUGAUGUUCCAUCUGUGGCUGAUCUUGACACCUACGAUGUGGAUACCAAGGAUGGGAGCAUAAUCCAUAAUCCUGGGACAACUCCAGAGCAAAUUGCGAAGGGCAUGACAAUUGCCAGCACUUAUUACUUUCCUAAUGCCUCGAUGACUGUCUCACCCAACUUUUUCUUUAUGCAGCGCUUUAUCCCCACAUCUCCGAUCAGCUGUGUUAUGCGCUACGAGGUGUUCCGCAAGAACAAUUCCAACGACGAGGAUUUCGAGUUGGUGAAUCAGAUGUUUAAGAGAAUCAUGGCGGAAGACAAGGCGCUCUGCACACAAGCUCAGAAGAACUUGAAUACCGGCGUCUUCGUCAAUGGCGAGUUACACCCACAGAUGGAGAAGGGCCCACUGUACUUUCAAAGUGUGGUGAGGGACAUCGUAACAGAUUUCCAUAAACGCGAAGAAGGAAAUGGGCGCGAAAUUUGGCCUUCCCGCCAGGCUCUCCCUGAGACUGCUGCAGUUAGUCAGGACGAUAUGGACUUCUGCACAAAUUUGACCAUCCAGAAAAAGGGAUCUGAUUGCUCCACUCAAGCAAGUGGGUGCUGUGGGGGAGGGUGCCAGGCGGCUGGGAAUGAUGCCCUUGCCUAUUGA